AUGUUGCUUGCACCGCGCAGGGACAUCUCGUCCAAUGGGGCGGUGACCUCCCCCGGCCCCUCUGUGGACCUGGCCCGCAAGCGGCCCCGGCGCCGAUCUCGCCGGUGGGUCGACCCUCGCAGCGCGCUGAUGGCAUUCGCCCUGCUCUGCUGCCUGGGGACCAUGGUCUUCGUGUACCUGCACACCGUCGGGCUGCGAGGGUCCCUCCCCUGA
Molecule: messenger RNA, 213 nt
Organism: Auxenochlorella protothecoides
Lineage: Eukaryota; Viridiplantae; Chlorophyta; Trebouxiophyceae; Chlorellales; Chlorellaceae
Exons: 1
Coding region: 1-213 (70 amino acids)
Source: RefSeq, a predicted model, not a curated record